UCCCCUAUAGCCAGAAUUGGAAGAUCCUAAAAAACCACCAUUAUUUGCGCAUGCGCUUCUCAAUAGAGCUCUGAGGACACAAGAUGGCGUCAACAGCGGAUUACAGUACCUACAAUCAGGCUGGAGCCCAGCAAGGGUAUGGCUCCUAUGCAGCCCAGCCAACUCAAACUUAUGGACAGACUACACAGAGCUACGGUCAACAGGCUUAUGGAACUUAUGGCCAACCUUCUGAUUCCACUUAUACCCAGCCACAGUCCUCUGCAGCUGCCUAUGGACAGGCAGCCUAUGGGACCACAUAUGGACAGCCACCUGCUGCAGAAGGGACCAAUACAGCAGGUUACACUGCAGCCCCUGCAGCCCCCCAGGGAUACACCCAGCCUGUGCAGGGAUAUGGGACAGCAGGAUAUGACAGCACCACAGCAGCGGCCUCCACCACCUCUACCCAGGCCUCCUAUGGUACCCAACCAGCCUAUGGCUCCCAACCUGCUUAUGCCGGCUAUGGGCAGCAGCAGCCAGCCUCCACUGCACCCACAAGAGCACAGGAAGUCAGCAAACCACAGGAGAAUACCCAGGCCCAGUCUAACCCAGCCGGCUAUAGCCAAGCCAACCUGGGCUACAGCCAGAAUAAUUACGGUUACCCCCAGGUGCCUGGCUCUUACCCUGUCCAGUCAGUCAGUGCCCAGGCUUCCUACCCUCCUACCAGCUACAGCGCUGCCCCUACCCAGCCUAGCAGCUAUGAACAGAGUACCUACUCCCAGCCUGCAGGCUAUACCCAGCAGCAGAGUGGAUAUGGGCAGCAGGCAAACUAUAACCAACAAAGCUCCUAUGGUCAGCAGGGAAGCUAUGGACAACAGCCCAGCAACUACCCACCUCCGUCCAGCUCCUCAUACAGUCAGCCACCUCCUAGCCAGUAUGGUCAGCAGAGUGGUGGUGGUGGCGGCGGCAGCAGCGGUGGCAACUAUGGGCAACAAGGUGACUACAAUCAACAGAACCAGUAUAGCAGUUACAGGCAGGAUCACCCUAACAGCAUGAGUGGUGGCGGCUUCUCGGGGCCAGAGCCAGGAGGCUUCCCUGGUCUAGGGGAGAGCCGUGGUAUGGGAGGUGGGGAGAGCCGGAGCCGUGGAAGAGGAGGCUUUGACAGGGGAGUCAUGAACAGAGGAGGAGGGCGUGGGGGACUUGGGCGAGGAGGCAUGGGCAUCGCUGGAGACAGAGGUGGCUUCAUUAAGCCUGGUGGCCCCGUGGAUGAUGGACCAGAUCCAGAGCCUGCUCCUAAAGAAACGGAUGACUCUGAAAACAACACGGUUUAUGUUCAGGGGCUGUGUGAAAAUGUAACGUUGGAGGAAGUAGCAGACUUCUUCAAGCACUGUGGAAUCAUUAAGAUUAACAAGAGAACCGGCCUGCCUGCCAUUAACAUUUACACGGAUAAAGACACUGGGAAGCCAAAGGGAGAUGCAACAGUGAGCUAUGAAGAUGCUCCAAUUGCCAAAACAGCAGCAGAGUGGUUUGAUGGCAAAGACUUCCAGGGUAAGAAGCUGAAGGUGUCCAUGGCUCGGAGGAAGCCCCUGAUGGGCCUCAUGCGAGGGGGAAUGAUGCCCCGGGAUAUGAGAGGCCCGCCUCCAGGACGUGGUGGUAUGAUGGGCCGUGGUGGUGGUGGAAGAGGAGGCGACAGGGGUGGAUUCCCUCCCAGAGGGGGACCACGUGGGGGAGGAAGAGGGGGGCCCGUGGGUGGAAACAUGCAGCAGAGAGCUGGAGACUGGCAGUGCCUCAACCCUGGCUGUGGUAACCAGAACUUUGCCUGGCGGAUGGAGUGCAAUCAGUGCAAAGCUCCCAAACCUGAAGGAUUCAUGCCUCCUCCAUUCCCUCCACCAGGUGGUGAUCGGGGAAGAGGUGGUCCCGGUAUGCGUGGAGGCAGGGGGAUGGACCGCGGGGGUCCUGGUGGGUUCAGAGGAGGGCGAGGAGGAGAUCGUGGGGGCGGAUUCCGAGGGGGCCGAGGGAUGGACAGAGGAGGAUUCGGAGGGGGUAGGAGGGGUGGUCCACCCAUGGAGCUGAUGGGAGGUCGGGGAGGUAGAAGAGGAGGAGGACCCCCGGGGAAAAUGGAGAUGAAGGGGGAUCAUCGUCAGGACCGUCGUGAUAGACCCUAUUGAAGUACAGCGCAACCUACGUGAAUUCCCAUAUAAUACAGGAUUUAUUUUUUAAAAUAGUACACAUUUUAAAGUUAUAAUUCCAUAUUUAUAAGGUUGGCAUCAUUUAUUAUGGAAAGUUUUUUUGUUCCAGCAUUCUUUCAUUGCUAAUAGUGAUAACAAAGAAAUGUCAUGUUGGCUUCAGUGAAUUUCUACUGUUUGUUUUUUUUUUUUUCUUUUUUUAGUUCCGGUUAAACGUAUAUGAAGUAAAUAAGAACUACUGAACGCAUGCUUGAACACUCGAGUACAGACAACAGAUUGUGGAAGGUGUUAUGUUUGUGUAACUUGUGACAUGCCGUUUUUAAAAAUGUUUCGAUGUAUCAACCCCCACGUCACCUUUUCCUUUUUGAAACUCAUUUCCUUUGAAGAAAAAAAAAGAAAAAAACUUUGAAAAAUUAAAGAAAUUCAAUGUACAAAAAAUGUUUGCCUCUUUUAAUGCCAUUUUAAUAUUAGGGGCGUCUGACUGUACCUCUGUCACACUUGCAUUGUUUCAUAUAGGUGGAAAGCAGCUAAUUCAAAUUGUAAUGAAACUUGGAAUUUAAUAUGUUUACUAAUCACAUCUAGGUCUUUAAAUACUACUUACAAUUUUCAUUAAACUGUUCUUGCUGUUUACUGCUCUUUGCUGUA
Molecule: messenger RNA, 2807 nt
Organism: Acipenser ruthenus (sterlet)
Lineage: Eukaryota; Metazoa; Chordata; Actinopteri; Acipenseriformes; Acipenseridae
Product: RNA-binding protein EWS-like
Exons: 18
Coding region: 84-2144 (686 amino acids)
Biological process (GO): regulation of DNA-templated transcription
Cellular component (GO): nucleus
Molecular function (GO): RNA binding; transcription coregulator activity
Source: RefSeq, a predicted model, not a curated record